Messenger RNA from Mercenaria mercenaria, 2480 nucleotides. Its product is annotated as acyl-CoA-binding protein-like. Gene Ontology annotation, biological process: fatty acid metabolic process. The record is from RefSeq and is a predicted model, not a curated record. Gene Ontology annotation, molecular function: fatty-acyl-CoA binding. Lineage: Eukaryota; Metazoa; Mollusca; Bivalvia; Venerida; Veneridae. The coding region runs from base 45 to 380 and encodes 111 amino acids. The transcript has 5 exons.
GGGUUGUAAUAUUUCUCAUAGUUACUUCCCUUGAAAGCUCUUCUAUGCGUCGGGGUGUGCUGGAUUAUUUUUUAGAUUUUUCAAGAUUGUUAGGGUAUAGCAAAAAACAAAAAAAUCAGAAUAAAAUGACUCAAGAAUUCCUAAAAGCUGCUGAAGAAGCUAAGGCGUUAACAUCAAAGCCUACUGAUGACCAAUUGCUUGAACUCUAUUCUCUUUACAAACAGGCCACAGUUGGUGACGUUAAUACAGAACGACCGGGUAUGCUGGACUUUAAAGGCAAGGCUAAAUGGGAUGCAUGGGAGAAAAAAAAAGGUUUGGAAAAGUCUGCUGCUGAACAAAAAUAUAUUGAAUUGGUAGAGAAGCUUAAAGGAACAUGUUAAUAAUUUCUGAGUAUGACAUUCGACACACAAAUGACCAAUUAGCAAUCAUUUAAUCAUUUGAUUUCUAGAACCAUUUCCAAAGAGCAAGAUGCAGGAUUGACAAAAUACCAUAAACGUUUAUUUCUACAUACACACAGAGUACUGUACUAAGUGAUUUUGAUAUGGUUAAAUUUUUGGUGAUUUCACCUAAACAAAGUGGUUUUAUUUUGGUUUGUUUAACAUCUUAUCACUGAAGAACCUUUUUCAGUAUAUCCAUUAUACAUUCAAACAUGACUCAAUUUAAUUGCCAGUUAAACAAAUUUCAAGCUAUGUACAUUCUGCAAUAAACAACGAUUGACAUACAGACCAAAAUCAAAUUUGAAUAAUUGUGUGUAGUUGUUUUUCUUAGAUACUUUGUAGGCAAAAAUUCAAGUUUUAAAAUACUUCCAGUAAUACUUUAUAGUUAUCUAUUUCAAAUGUGAUCCUUAUUUUGCUAUUUAGAAAUAGUUCUUUGCACUAGAUAAUAGAGUAAUGAAAUUUACUUCAUUGUAUAUUUAUUGUUCUUUGAAGCAACUUAAUUCUUGUAACUUUUUAUUCUUAGAAUACUUAAAUGCAUUAAAAUGGCUUAUGCUGAACUUUUAGGAACAUUGAAUGCCUGAUGUCUGUCCAUUCUUUAAAGAAUAUCUCUGCAUAAAUGCAAAGCCAGUAUCAACCAAAACUUCACAGUAAAGUUCCGUAGGUGGUCCUCUGAAAUUCCUUUCAAAUCCAGGUCAUUCAUGCAAAAUUCUGGUUGUCGUGUCAUCCAAAAGGCAAAACUUGAAAAAUCUGCUCAGAAACCCCUGGCCGGAUUUCAAAUAAUUUCACGGCAAUGUUCCUUGGAUAACCCUCUACUAAGUUCCUUCAAGCCAUCUUGAUUUGUUAAAAAGCAUGGACCCAGCAGGCAGCACUAGUGUUCCAUAUGGCUGUGUGGAAAAAUGUCUACUUGGAAACUGCCAGCCUAAUUUUGGACUAUUUUGGUAAAGGCAAUUUUACUUGCUAGAGCUUUUUCACUUUUCAAUAUAAUUAUUCAGAUGUUUCACUUUUUUAUUUCACCAACUGUUGUCAUACAUGGUGGUUAUGAUUGUUAACAGAAGUUCAGGGAUAUACCAUUGUUAAACUUAUACAUUGAUGUCAUCAAAGAAUAUAAUUUUAUAUUUGAAUGAUGAAAACAAGUCAAAGUCUAUGUGUUCAGUAAAUGUACAAUUGUGCUUUUGUGUUUAAAAUUCUAAAAUAGCACAGUCUUUGGCUAAGAUGGGAACCAGAUAUCAAAAGCAUUGAUGGUUGUAUUAGCUAAACAAUAAAACAUUGUUUGGAAACUGUGAAAAAAAAAUCAGUAAACAUAAGUUACAGUUAUUUUGUUUGUCUGAAAUGUGAAAUAGAAAAAAAAUCAGAAAUACUUCAGUAUGAAGCUUUGAGUAAACUUCUAUUCACACUUGAUCUUUUCUUUCUGAGUGAUUUAUAAAAUGUUUUGCGGCGCUUUAUUUCUAUGCCUAAACUGUUUUAGAAUCCUGCUGAAAAUCAAUUUGUUAACCAAUUGCACUAAUCAUUUUAUUUUACACUACCUAUGAAGUAUUUGUAUCUUGUUUACAAUUGGAAAUGAUACAUGUACGAUUACAAGUUUUCUUUUUUUGAUAACGAGCAGAGUGUGUUUGCAUACCAACAUUUUAGAAUUUUGCCAUUAAUUGAUUGUUAAAAUAUUUUAAUAUUCAUAAUGGUAUAAAAUCAGACCUGUUUCUAUAAUAUCAUAUAAUUAAAAUACUUCAAAGUGUUGGACCAGAUAAAAGUUUUUUUCUGAUUAAAAUAAAUCAAGGUUUUGUUUUCGAAGUGCUGACAAAUACUACUGCAAACCAUUUGAUAACGUGACAAGAAGACGUUAUGGUUGUGCAUAUUAUUUAUGCAUGAUAAAUAUUAAUUAAAAUCCAUAUUUUAACUAGUAUUUUUUCAUUUCUUUGGUAUAUAUAUUUAUACAAGUUUUUAUACUGCUCAAUAUACAAUGUAAUGUCAUUGUAAUUUAUAGUGUGUUCUUGCUAUUUCACUUUUAAUCAUGGCAUUAGUGGAUCAAAUAAAGACUUUAUACAAACA